Dioscorea cayenensis subsp. rotundata (Guinea yam) is the source of this 1583-nucleotide messenger RNA. Its product is annotated as peroxidase 29. Gene Ontology annotation, biological process: response to oxidative stress. The transcript has a single exon. The coding region runs from base 47 to 394 and encodes 115 amino acids. Gene Ontology annotation, molecular function: heme binding; peroxidase activity. The record is from RefSeq and is a predicted model, not a curated record. NCBI's taxonomy places the organism in Eukaryota, Viridiplantae, Streptophyta, Magnoliopsida, Dioscoreales, Dioscoreaceae.
UUAGGGUUGUGAUGCAUCCAUCCUGUUGGAUACUGAAGGUGGUGAGAUGGAUUCAGAUAAGAACUUUGGUGUGAGAGGUUUGGAGCUGAUAAGAGUUGUGAAGAGGGUGGUGGAGGAGAAGUGCCCUGGUGUGGUUUCUUGUGCCGAUUUAGUAGCAAUGGCAGCGAGGGAGGCGGUGGCGAGGUCCGGCGGGCCGAGGAUUGUGAUACCUUUCGGAAGGAAGGAUGCUGUGAAUGGGAGUAGAAUGAUGGCAGAGGAGAAGGUCCCUGGGCAUGAUGAUGGUGUUGAUGCUGCGCUGGGUUUGUUCUCCCCCUUCGACAUGAGUGUUGAGGAAACUGUGGCUAUUCUUGGUGAGUUCUUCUGUUUUCUUUCAAUUCCAUGCAGCUUCCCAUAAAAAAGUUAUAUUUACUUGUAUAUUUCCCUUCUCAUUCUGUCUCAAGUUAUAUAAAUAUAUUCAAUGUGACAUGCAGGAGCACAUACACUGGGAGUUGGGCACUGCAAAAGCAUAGUGCACAGGCUGUAUGGAUCCAAAAACAUGGAAAGAGAGAACCUGAACCCUCUGUUUAAGGGGUUCUUGAGAAUCAACUGCCCCACAAGAGUGCCCCUAACUAACAUAACAAUCAUAUUCAAUGACCUUACCACUUUCCUCUUUGACAACCAAUACUUCAGAGACAUCAUUAGAGGCCGAGGUUUGUUCACUGUUGACUCCGAGCUCUCCGUCCAUCCUCGGACGGCUGCUUUUGUUCAACGCUUUGCUGCAGAUCUCCGGUACUUCUACAGUGUCUUCUCGACAGCAUUUGUUAAACUCUCUACAAUGCAGGUGCUCACCGGAGAUGGUGAUGGUGGGGAGGUCAGAAGAGUCUGCAGUGAAGUGAACACUUAGGUUCUUGUAAUUUUGAGCUUUAUCAGACAGGAUAUGUUAUAGCUUACUUGUUUACUUCCUAGGCUUUUGGUUGCUACUUCAGUUAGACAUUUAAUCAAUAAUAUGCAAACAAAGACAUUUAUCAAGGUAAAUAAAUCACAGCAUGUUUUUCCAGGUGCCACUACACUGCAUGUCUAAAAUGAGCUAGAAGUGAGAGAUGUAACAUUUACAUUGAUUAACGGCUCUCAUAUUAACCACUGUAACAUCUGUCAACAGACUUGGUUGGAUAAUAGAUACUAUAUAUCAACAGUUGUUUCACCUGCCCCUUCUUAGAAGAGUCACUGACCUUGAGCAUGGUCCUCUUGCUAAUUAUCAUCGCAGAUUUAGAGAGUUCGACUGAUAUUAGAUCAUCCUCAAAGGGCAUGAAAAAAAAAUAUUAGACAACUAAGCUUAGAAAACCUAGAAAGCACAACAUGACAUUCAGCAUAGAGGUGUGAAAUAGAAACUUAAAAACAAAAGGGGGAGAAAAAUCCAAAUUAACCUUCAUGGGGGAAAAUCAACCAUACUUCUGGCCCAUGUUUUUCAUUUGCUGAAUAAUUAGAUCAGUUGCUUCACCAAGGUUCAUAGUUUGUGAAGUUCUCGGCAAGAUGUCCCGUGACUGAAUGAGAACAUAGUCACAGCAUAUUCCGUUCACCAUAUGAAAACUUUGUAGACCACGCAU